Messenger RNA from Corylus avellana, 477 nucleotides. Lineage: Eukaryota; Viridiplantae; Streptophyta; Magnoliopsida; Fagales; Betulaceae. The record is from RefSeq and is a predicted model, not a curated record.
AUGGAUAAGAAGUUAUUGGAACAACAGAUUGCCACCAUGAAGGAAUCCCUCUUUAAUGAGGAAAUCCUUAAUGACAUGUUCACUACAGUGGAGGAGACGGAGGAUGCAGACAAUCCAAACUUUAUUGUGACAAUUGCCAAUUUGUAUUUGAGUGAGACGCCAAAGAAUAUAGAUGCCUUAGAACAAACCUUGGAGGCAAACCCCUUCGAUUUUCUAAAUCUAGAAAGGUGUCUUGUUAAAUUAAGAGGCAGCAGCGUCAGCUUUGGUGCUAAUAAGGUGACUAAUGAAGUCGAUAAAAUACUGUAUGGUUGCACGAUAGGCGACGCGGAGGGCUGUAAGGCUGGAUUUCCGAACUUGAAACAAGAGUUUGACACUCUGAAGAAAAAUUUGGAACCUUAUCUAGAGUUGUUGCAACAGUACAAAUCUAGCACACCAUCUAGUGGCCCCAAUGAAGACAUGGUUGACAAGAACAAGUAG